CGGAUUCAUACUGGAUGUUCAGACACCUGCUUCCAGCCUGUUUUCCAGCUUCCUUGUCUUGCCAAUCAAGAGUAUCCUCAAAACCACCACUAUCUACUUAAAUUCCACUUUCUUAGAGGUAUAGGUUUCCACAGAUGUCUCCAGAAACUCCAUACCAAAGCUCCAUCCACAGUUUGGAUUUUCCUGCAAGCCCCAGUGUGUAUACCAGGCAACCAAUCCAGACUGUCAUGGUUGGGAACAUUCUCUCAUGCUUUGAGUCCUUUGGUGUAGAGAUUGAACUGGUUUAAGAUCUAAUUUGCACAGGAAACAUCUUUGUUUAUAUUGGUAGUGACUGUGUUCUUGAUUCAGCAUGACAAAUACAGUGAUAUCAUCAAAACCAACUAGAUGCACACCUGUUCGUCUGCCACACUGUGCUGUAACUGGUCUCAUCCUGUACUUUCAUGUGAUGAUAAUCACCUUCCUUUUAUUACUAGCAGGAAGAUUGCAGGUGUUUCCUGUCACUGCUGAAUGGGCUGCCUCAGUUCGUUUUCAGCUAUGUUUGAUUAUAUGAUUAAACACAGGACUUGGUCACAGAAAGCCCUUGUUUUUGUCUUGGUCCAUCAUGGUUACAGAGGAGCACGGUCUAAUAUUUGAGGUAUAUGAUGUAUUUUUUUAAGAGCGUAAGAAUUUGCAAUGAGGUGAGACUGGAUUCUAGUCUUCUGGAACUGUUUUUGCUUUUCUUAUUAUCCCAACACUGAAAUAUUUCCUGUGAUGUAUUGGACACUGUUUUCCAUAAAGUACAGAUGGCCCCCCACUAACUGUGUGGUAUGUCCCAAUAAACCCGCCUUAAGUUGAAGAUAUAAGUCGAGAAUGCAUUUAAUACACCUAGCCUACCAAAUCUCAUAGCUUAGCCUAGGCUACCUUAAACGUGCUCAGAACACUUAGCCUACAGUGGGCAAAAUCAUCUAACACAAAGCCUAUUUUAUAACAGAGUGCUGACCGUCUCAUAUAAUUUAUGGAAUAAGGUGUUCUGCAUCAGUCGUUUACCGUCGUGAUCAUGUGGCCAGCUGGGAGCUGUGGCUCACUGCUGCUGCCCAGCGUCAUGAGAGAGCAUCGUAGCACAUACUGCUAGCUGGGGAAAAUUUAACGUUCAAAAUUUGAAGUACAGUUUCUACUGAACACAAAUUGUUUUCACACCAUCACGAAGUUGAAAAAUCGAACUGCCCAAGUGUGGAUGUAGACAUUAAGGAGCAAUAUAACCAGUCCUGAAUUUGGGGGAUUAGCAGUCACGAUUCCCCUAAAGGUAAACAUACAGUUCCAGGACAAAGGUGAGGCGGUAGGCAGCCCAAGACCCCAAAAAACAUGACCCGGGAGCGGACAGGCCCUGCGAUCUGAUGGAAGCCCAGUUGCCACCAAUCAAGUUACGAUCUACGUAAACGGAUCCCUGUGGAAUUGUGCAGUGCGUGACCCAGAAACACCUGGACAUGGACAAGGGGACCAGAGUCUCUGAAUUCAUCCUCCUCAGCCUCUCUGAGCAGCCCCAGCAGCAGAAGGUGUUCUUUGUCCUGUCUGUCAGCCUGUAUCUGAUUGGGUGCCUGGGGAACCUGCUCACCAUGCUGGCCAUCUGAGACCCUCACCUGCACAGCCCCCUGUACUUCUUCUUCAGCAACUUGUCUGUUUUGGACGUCUGCUUCCCCUCCACCACCAUUCCCAACAUGCCGGCGAACCACCUGUGCAGGCGCACCACCAUCUCUUCCCUGGCUUGCCUAGCUCAGACGUAUUUUUUCAUCACCUUUGGGGGAGCAGACAGCAUCCUCUUGUCAGCCAUGGCUUACGAUCACUACGUGGCCAUCUGCCAUCUGCUGCGCUGUGUGACAAUCAAGAGCAUCCUUCAUUGGACCUGGCUGGUGAUGGUGCCGUGGAUCUCAGCCAACCUCAUCUCCUUGGUCCACACUCUCCUGGUGACCCGCCUGUCUUUUUGCACCAAUAGGACCCCGCACUUCUUCUGUGACCUUAACGCUUUGAUCAAACUCUCCUGCUCUGACACGCAAGUCAAUGAGACGCUGGUGUUGGUCCUCAGGGGCUUGGUGGUUUGGGUCCCUUUUGUGUAUGUCGUGGCCUCUUACACACCUGUCUCUGUGGCUGUGUGGAAGGCGCCCUCAGCCCAGGGGAAGCGGAAAGCAUUCUCCACCUGUGGCUCCCACCUCUGUGCUGUCUUUCUCUUCUACCAGACGAUCAUCGGGGUCUACUUCAACCCUGCAUCCAUGCACACCACUCAGACGGCCAUGGCAGCCACGGUGAUGUGCACCCUGGUCGCUCCCACGCCGAACCCCUUCAUCCACAGCCUGCAGAGCCGAGAGCUGAGGGGCGCCCUUGGCAAGCUGCUCAGCUGGAACCUGCUGAGCUGAGUCUCUCUGACUGCUCGUUUUCUUUCUUUCUUUCUUUUUUAAAAUGGAUACGUGAUAGUCCUACAUAUUUUUGGAGUACACGUGAUAUUUUGAUACAUGCGUACAAUUUGCAAUGAUCAAAUCAGGGCGGCCAGAAUAUUCAUCGCCUCAAACGUUUGUCUUUUUUUUAUGUUGGGAACAUGUGAAUGCUUCUCUUCAAGCUAUUUUGAAAUAAUCAGUCAAGGAUUGUUAUCUAUAGUGGUGCUGACACACUGGACUCUCAAACUCUCCAUCUUAUUCUUCCCAUUAGUACAUAUUUGUACAUACUUGUGGGAUAUGUGGGAUAUUUUGUUACAGAGAUAGAAUGGACCACUUUUUAUUUCAUUUCAUUUUAUCUUAUUUUAUUUUAUUUCCUUUUUUCUUUUUUUAUUAUUAUUUCA
Molecule: messenger RNA, 2806 nt
Organism: Lemur catta (Ring-tailed lemur)
Lineage: Eukaryota; Metazoa; Chordata; Mammalia; Primates; Lemuridae
Product: olfactory receptor 24-like
Exons: 6
Coding region: 1695-2387 (230 amino acids)
Biological process (GO): G protein-coupled receptor signaling pathway
Cellular component (GO): membrane
Molecular function (GO): olfactory receptor activity
Source: RefSeq, a predicted model, not a curated record